AUGGCCGUGCAGGUGCCCCUGUGGCAGCACUACCUGCAGGCCAUCCGCUCGCGGGGGGCACGGCGGGCGCAGGACUUCCAGCGCGCAGAGAACGUGCUGCUCACGGUGCUGGAGCACGUGCACCACCUGGACCCUCGCUUCCUCGUGGACUACUCCCGUGACCUGGAGGCCUUCCAGUUUGCCCUGCGCACCUCGGAGGAGCCCCUGCACGUGGAGGUGCCCCUGCGGGUGGACGCGGACGCCCUGCUGAUUGAGGAGGUGGGGGCCGCCGAGGCGGGCGACGGCCCUGCGCCCUGCCGCCUGGGUGUCUCCAGGGAAGGGGCCCGCCCAGAACGGUGGAUGGCCCAUGACGUCCUCAGCGUCUCCUCCGAGGGUGGCGCCGGGUGCCGCGGCCACAUCGCGCCCAGCAAGGUCCUGCGCGUCCUCAAGGACCUUCUGGUGGCGGCCGUGGUGCACUGCAGACACCAGGGCCUCGUCACGCCAGGUUCUCUGAACGCGGACAGCCUGGAGGAGAAGGAGUCCCACCUGUCCCUGCUCGUGUCUAGCGGCUGGCGACCCAUCCGGUUCAACAUCGUGCCCAUGGUGCGGAGAAAGCUCGGGGUGCCCGCCCUGGAGAGGGCUCAGUGGAUGCGCGGGUUCCCUGAAGGCAGCUUGAAAAGGAUCAUCAGCCAAGAAGCGGCCCUGGUGCCAGCCAGUGCCCAGCACUGGAGGGUCUCCACGGACUACCUGCUCACCAGGCUGCUCGGUGCGCUGGGCUCCCUCCCGGGCCACCGUCUGGACGGCCUCUCCAUCCUGGACCGGGUCAACCACGAGAGCUGGCGCGACGGCGGCCAGAGCCCCGGCCUGAACUUCAGUCACCUGAAGGCCCUCAUCCCACCCCCGAGGGGCCGGCAGCUUCUAAGAGGGCCCUUGGCGUCUGGCCCACUGUGGCUCCUGAGCCCCAUAGUGAGCAGGGAUGAUGGGGGCUGGACCAGUGAGGAUGUGGAGGCACGGGUGCAGCUGUGA
Messenger RNA from Puma concolor (puma), 1005 nucleotides. The record is from RefSeq and is a predicted model, not a curated record. Lineage: Eukaryota; Metazoa; Chordata; Mammalia; Carnivora; Felidae.